Molecule: messenger RNA, 1540 nt
Organism: Rhagoletis pomonella (apple maggot)
Lineage: Eukaryota; Metazoa; Arthropoda; Insecta; Diptera; Tephritidae
Product: vitellogenin-1-like
Exons: 3
Coding region: 127-1410 (427 amino acids)
Molecular function (GO): lipase activity
Source: RefSeq, a predicted model, not a curated record
CAGAUUGUGGGCCCUUAAAGGGCUUCUAAAGGGCUUUUGCCGCAUCCACUGAAAUUUCAUAUAAAAGCUUAGUAAAAAUUGAUCAACGACACAUUUCACUCUGACUUGCAAAAGUGAUCGAUCAACAUGAAUCUAGUCAAGACUUUCGGUUUAGUGGUGUUGAUUCUAGGCGCCGCAAGUGCCCACAAUAAUGACAAAAGACAAAAUAACGCUGCUGCCUCGAAUAGCAUGAAGCCCACCGAUUGGCUGUCAGUUUCCGAGCUGCAGGAAUUGCCAUCUGCGGACACCAUCACUUUGCAGCAGUGGGAGAGUAUGCCGUUGGAGGAGGCGGAACGGAUGAUUGAGAAAAUUUAUCAUCUGUCUAAACUCGACCGCACACUACAACCAUCGUUUGUGCCAAGCGCCAGCAAUAUGCCAGUGAUCCUUAUGAAGCCGAACGGUGAACGCAUGGAGACCAAACUCAGUCAAUGGGUUGAAAAAGCCAAACAACUACCCGAAUUCGGCACAGAUGAAGUAACUAUCUUUAUAACCGGCCUACCGCAAUCCAGCUCUGCUGUGGCGAAGGCCAAUAAGCGCUUGGUGCAGGCCUACAUGGAACGCUACUAUGGACAGCAAAAGCCUAUGAACAACUUCCAGGAUUCCGGUGAAAAAUGGCCAGCCACUUCAAGCGAGGAAGACUAUAGCGAAUCGUGGAAGCAGCCGCGCCUAAACCGUGGCAAUUUUAUGAUCAUUAAUUUAGGUGCAAUGCUGCCCAACAUGCGCCGCUACGCGCUGCUUGAUGUCGAACAAACUGGCGAAAUGAUUGGCAAGACACUCGUCCAAUUGACCAACCAAGCUGAUGUACCUCAUGAGAUCAUACAUUUGAUUGGCCAAGGUAUUGGCGCACAGGUAGCUGGUGCCGCUGCACGUCAAUACAAACGUCAGACUGGUCAUCAAUUGCGUCGCAUCACUGCCUUGGACCCCGCUAAAAUGUUUGCCUGCAGCAAGAAUAUGCUUAGCGGUUUGGCUCGUGGUGAUGCCGAUUUUGUGGAUGCCAUUCAUACUAACACCCGCGGUAUCGGUACACGCGAACGUGUUGGUGAUGUGGACUUCUUUGUUAAUGGCCCAGCAUCGAAGGCUCCUGGCGCUGAUAAUAUUGUGGAGGCUUCUAUGCGCGCUACACGCUACUUUGCCGAGUCCGUGCGCCCAGGUAAUGAGCGUAACUUCCCGGCUGUGCCCGCUAGCUCGAUGGAUCAGUAUGAGAAUAAGGAGGGUAAUGGUAAACGUACCUACAUGGGUAUUGCCGCCGAUUACGAUUUGAAGGGUGACUACAUGCUCAAUGUGAAUGCCAAGAGUCCAUUCGGCAAGAGCGCUCCUGCGUUGAAACAGGGAACCUAUCAUGGCAUGCAUGAAUCAUGGAAACACAACUAAGAAGCCAUGAGUCUAGAAUGCUGAAGUAGAGUCAGUUGAAAUUGAUCUCCGGGUUAAUAUUUCUAUAAUUUUGUAUUUUCUUUUGUAAAAAAUUUAAGAACGAAAUAAAAGAAAGAUUUUAACAGGCAAA